GGUGGUCGCUCGCGCUUUGCCCGCUCGCUGCCGGCCCCCGCGGCUCUGCCUGCCUGGUGCCUGGUGCCUGGUGCGUUGCCUUCCCCUUCUCCAGCCGCGCCUCGUUCCCGAGGAAUAGACUGGGCAGCGGCUAGGCCUCCCCUAGUGUUAAACGGGCGCACGCGCGUGCGCGCCCGACCCGCUCGCUCCGCGCCCCGAUGCGCCCCCGCCGGCCGGAAGAACCCUAGCCCUAAGCAGGGGGGGCUCCCGUCCCCACCGAUGCGCGGGCGGCCGGGGUACCUCACCCUGCCGAUCGUCUCGGUGCUGGCGGCGAUCGGGUACGUCUACUACACCGCGGUGUUCCUGGCCGUGCCGCGGUGGCUGGGCCUGUCCACGGCGGCCGGGGUCGCCAACGCCGCCGCGUUCACGGCGCUUGCCGCCGCCUGCCUCGCCACCUACGCCGUCGCCGUGCGCAGGGACCCCGGGCGCGUGCCGCCGGGCUACGUGCCCGACGUCGAGGACGCCGAGAGCACCGUCCACGAGAUCAAGCGCAAGAGUGGUGACUUGAGAUAUUGCCAGAAAUGCUGCCACUAUAAACCUCCACGUGCACACCAUUGCCGUGUUUGCAAGAGAUGUGUUCUAAAAAUGGACCAUCAUUGCAUUUGGAUUAAUAACUGUGUUGGGCACGAGAACUACAAGAUUUUCUUGGUCUUUGUAUUGUAUGCUGUAGUUGCAAGCUUCUAUGCAAUGAUUCUGAUUAUAGGAAGCGUUGUGCACAGUGUUCCUAAAGAUGAACAGUCAGGCAGUGAUUCUUCUCGAACAUCCAUUAUUAUUUGUGGAGUCAUUCUUUCUCCAUUAGCAUUGGCGUUGGCAGUGCUCUUGGGUUGGCAUAUUUACCUCAUAUUACAGAACAAAACUACAAUUGAGUACCAUGAAGGAGUUAGAGCGAUGUGGUUGGCAGAAAAGGGUGGAGAUCUCUAUCAUCAUCCAUAUGACCUUGGUGUCUAUGACAAUCUUAUUUCAGUUCUGGGGCCUAACAUAUUCUGCUGGCUCUGCCCUAUAUCAAAUACUACAGGAAAUGGCCUUUGGUACCGUACAUCUUAUGAUAUUCCUAAGUCUACACCACCAAUGUGAUUAAAAAAGACAAUAGUACAUUCACAUAGGUAGUUGCUAAUUUGUGAAAGGAUUUCCCAUUCGGCUGCUAGAACGUGCUUGUUCUGAACAAUUCUGAAUUGGGGCACUGCAAGAUACAGAUUACUACAAGCUUUCUCCUGGUGUCUAUCCUGAGUCGAGACAUGAAUAUGUUAACCUAGAUUUUUCUUUCAUUCUUCACAUACAUCUUGAGAAAAAUAUUCUGCCUCGCUUGUAAUCUGGAGUAGGCUGUGCUUACAAAAAUCUGAGAAAAACAAUUCUGUUGUAAAGUUAUGUUCAUGUUUUUUGAGAGCCAAUGUAGCCAAAGGUCAUGAAAAACAGUUUUGCCCUCUCAUUUGUGUACAUUUGCUCAGACUCAUGGUGUUGAUGUACUUUUUUGCGCU
This is a messenger RNA of Panicum virgatum (switchgrass), 1514 nucleotides long. Its product is annotated as probable protein S-acyltransferase 16. The transcript has 7 exons. NCBI's taxonomy places the organism in Eukaryota, Viridiplantae, Streptophyta, Magnoliopsida, Poales, Poaceae. Gene Ontology annotation, molecular function: palmitoyltransferase activity. The record is from RefSeq and is a predicted model, not a curated record. The coding region runs from base 259 to 1113 and encodes 284 amino acids.